Molecule: messenger RNA, 1781 nt
Organism: Kockovaella imperatae
Lineage: Eukaryota; Fungi; Basidiomycota; Tremellomycetes; Tremellales; Cuniculitremaceae
Product: armadillo-type protein
Exons: 12
Coding region: 130-1734 (534 amino acids)
Biological process (GO): NLS-bearing protein import into nucleus
Cellular component (GO): nucleus; cytoplasm; nucleoplasm
Molecular function (GO): nuclear import signal receptor activity; protein binding
Source: RefSeq, a predicted model, not a curated record
GGGCUCUGCACUGUAUGUUCUUUCUCAUCUCAUUAGCCUCGAGUCAGUAACUUCGUUUACGAUCCACUCGCUCCACCGUCAUAUUCCCCUUGUCAGGCAUCCAUAUCCUCAGGCGACCUCUUAUUCACCAUGGAAUCACGCAACAUGGAGCAUCGACGAGCCAAUUUUAAGGGGAAAACUCAAUUUUCAGCCCAAGAGCUACGGAGACGUCGUGAAGAGCAACAGGUCGAGAUUCGGAAGCAAAAACGUGAAGAAUCGAUCGCGAAACGUCGAAACUUCCAGCCGACCGUCGAAGAUACGGGUGACUCGGACGAUGAUGUCGAUCUGGAGCCAGCUCCAUUUGCACAGUCACUCCAGUUGAUGCUCCAGGCCGUUUACAGUAAUGACCAGGAUGCUCAGCUCGAAGCGACCACCAAAUUCCGGAGGCUGUUAUCAAAGGAGAAGAACCCUCCGAUCGACAAGGUCAUUGAAUGUGGAGUCGUGCCGAGAUUUGUCGAAUUCUUGUCCAGUUCAAACACGAUGCUUCAGUUCGAGGCUGCAUGGGCAUUGACAAACAUCGCGUCUGGUACAUCCGAUCACACUCAAGUGGUCAUCCAGGCCGGUGCUGUCCCUCACUUCAUCCGUCUCCUUUCGUCCAACGUUCUCGAUGUUCGAGAGCAAGCUGUGUGGGCCUUAGGAAACGUUGCCGGAGAUUCUCCUAAAUGUCGGGACCACGUUCUCGCCCAGGGAGCUCUCCAGCCUCUGCUCAUGCUCCUCAACGAGAACCACAAGCUUUCCAUGCUCAGAAACGCCACAUGGACAUUGAGCAACUUUUGCCGUGGCAAGCAGCCUCAGCCAAAGUGGUCACAGAUCGCCCCGGCCCUUUCCAUUCUUACCAAGCUCAUCUACUCUAUGGACGAUGAGGUCCUGAUAGACGCUUGUUGGGCCAUCUCCUACUUGUCAGAUGGCUCAAAUGACAAGAUCCAGGCUGUCAUCGAGAGCGGAGUCUGCAGAAGAUUGGUCGAUCUCUUGAUGCACCCUUCUACUGCCGUUCAGACUCCUGCUCUCCGAUCCGUGGGAAACAUCGUCACUGGUGACGAUGUCCAGACGCAAGUCAUUAUUGCUUCCGGCGCUCUCCCUGCCUUGUUGAGCCUGCUCUCGUCUCCUAAGGACGGGAUCAGGAAAGAAGCAUGUUGGACGAUCUCCAACAUCACUGCCGGAUCUCCCAUGCAAAUCAAGGCUAUCAUUGACGCCAAUAUCAUUCCCCCUCUCAUCAAUAUUCUCCAAAAUGCGGACUUUAGAACAAAGAAGGAAGCUUGUUGGGCCAUCUCGAACGCGACUUCUGGAGGACUUCAAGAGCCUCAGCAGAUUCGAUACCUCGUCACGCAAGGCUGCAUCAAGCCCAUGUGUGACUUGUUGCAAUCUAUGGAUAACAAGAUCAUUCAGGUCGCUUUGGAUGGACUAGAAAACAUCCUCAAAGUCGGAGAGAUUGACAAAGAGGCUCAAGGCCCGGGAGCUGUGAACAAGUACGCGCAGUACAUUGAAGAAGCGGGUGGGAUGGUGUCGAUUCACAAUCUCCAGCACCACCAAAACCUGGAGAUUUACAAAAAGUGUUUCUAUAUCAUGGACAAAUUCUUCCCAGACGACGAAGAAGAGGAAGCCGAAGCGUCUGCUCCCGCUGUCGAUGCGUCAGGCCAAUACGCUUUCCAAUCUGAUGUGUCUGCUCCUCAAGGUGGAUUCAACUUUGGAAACUAGAUUGUCACCUUUUCCUACCCUGUCGCCUCGCCUCGUUUUCCGAAUCA